This is a messenger RNA of Wallemia ichthyophaga EXF-994, 327 nucleotides long. Its product is annotated as Fruiting body protein SC3. Gene Ontology annotation, molecular function: structural constituent of cell wall. Gene Ontology annotation, cellular component: fungal-type cell wall. Bases 1 to 327 code for a protein of 108 amino acids. The record is from RefSeq and is a predicted model, not a curated record. Lineage: Eukaryota; Fungi; Basidiomycota; Wallemiomycetes; Wallemiales; Wallemiaceae. The transcript has 2 exons.
AUGCAAUUCUCUGCGAUCGCCCUUUCUGCCUCCGCUUUCUUCUCCGCUUCACUCGCAGCCAAGCUGCAAAUGAGAGCCGGUGACUGCUCUACUGAUAGUGUCAAGUGUUGUAACCAAGUCAAGGACGCCUCCUCCAUCGACACUGGUACGCUCGGAUUACUCGGUAUCGAUGAAUUAGCUGGUCAAGUCGGACUCGAAUGUGACCAAAUUGCUGCAGUCGUCGGUGUUCCGAUCUCUAACCAAUGCAAGACUACAGCUGCUUGCUGCAGUGACCAAACUCAAAAUGGCCUUGCCAACUUGGGAUGUGUUCCAAUUUCUGCCAUUUAA